CACUGCGCAUGCGCGCCAUAUCCAACAUGUCCGCGCCCAACAACAAGGUGGUGAAGGCUGAGUAUUUUUCAUAACAAGCGUUAAUAAGCAGCUUGUUAGACAGUCUGUGCACAGUUUGGGACUGAAUCCUGUUUCGUUAGAGUCAUACCGAAGUUUAAGAUGCUCAGAAAACGUUAACUGAAGCAGUGUUGAGUGAUUUCAGUGAGUUGUCUGCUGUCUCUGAUGCUUUUAUUUUGAAAUUCGACCUUUAAUCGAACAAAACAAGUGCAAAACUUCAGCUUUUGUUUUGUUAAACGAAUGCAUUACUUGGAUUUAGAAUAUCUCCACUUAUAACAAUUAUAGUAGCAUAUAACUUUGCUGCAAAUACAAGUUUUUAAAUGACAUUUGGCUGAAAGCAGUAUGCACCAAAGCCAAGUCAUACUGGGAUCUUUUUGGUGACUCUUCCACACAGAUCUGCUCAUACAAUGGCUUACAGGAGAGCUGUGAGCCUUCUGCUGAGAAGAAGCGAGUGUGUCUUUAAUCCGUGCACACCUCGUUUACUAAAAUCACCCAACAUCAGCAGCCAGACUUUAAGAUUUCAUGAUCACUGCAUCAGAACCACAAGGAGCGUUCACACCUGUACGCCGCUCAUGGUGGCCAGGUUACUGUCGGUGGAUGAGCUUUUUGCCAAGAGGUCUCUGCAGGAGUACCUGAAGAAGAUGGAGACAGAGUACGAUGAAUGUUUGAGAGAGACAGAUGAGCAGAGCAAUGAGGACGAACUGAGAGCCAGGAGGAUCAGAGCGUCCCUGCUGGCUCCUCUUAUCCACAGCAUCAGAGAGCUGAACACCAAACAAAAAGACUUUGCAGAGACGGAGACACUCCUGAAAGAUGAAGAUCCGGCCUUGCGAGAACUGGCAGAGCUGGAAAGAGAAAGCUGUUUGCAGCACAUUCGAGAUCUAAGUCAAAAGAUCCUGGAUCUGUUGAUCCCUGAAGAGGAGGCAGAUCUAAGCGACCUCGUCUUAGAGGUUACAGCUGGUAUCGGGGGCCAGGAGGCCAUGCUGUUCAGUGCUGAGAUGUUUGACAUGUACCAGGGCUACGCUCAGCACCAGGGCUGGUCCUUUGACAUCCUGGAGCACACGACCAGCGAAAUAGGUGGACUGCGUCACGCCUCGGCCAGCAUCAGUGGCCCUCAGAGCUACAAGAGGAUGAAGUUUGAGGCUGGAGUCCAUCGAGUUCAGAGAGUUCCCAAGACUGAAAAACAAGGCAGAAUGCACACCAGCACCAUGACUGUCGCUGUACUACCACAACCCACUGAGAUCUCUUUCACGAUCAACCCGAAGGACCUGAGGAUAGAAACAAAGAGAGCAAGUGGAGCUGGAGGUCAACAUGUCAACACCACAGACAGCGCAGUCAGAAUAGUCCAUCUGCCUACAGGUGUGGUUGCAGAGUGCCAGCAGGAACGUUCCCAGCUGAAGAACAGGGAGAAAGCCAUGAAGGCUCUGAGAGCAAAACUGUACAGCAUGAAACUAGAGGAAGAGACCAGCAAACGCUACAACCAGCGCAAAAUACAGAUUGGCACCAAAGGCAGAUCAGAGAAGAUUCGAACCUACAACUUUGCCCAGGACCGUGUAACAGACCACCGGAUCGGCAUGACGGUGCACGACGUCAAGAACUUCCUGUUGGGAGAGGAUCUGCUCGACGAGAUGAAUUCAUCGCUACAGGAAUUCUCCAACCAGGAGACGGUCAUAGAACUUCUAGGAGAAAACGAUCAGGACGAUUUAUGAGUUUGAACACGGAUUCUUGCUACAUGUUUAAAGCACUGACUGUUAUAUUGGUCUACUGCAGGAAAUCAUGAUGGAUUAUAAAGGUGACCAAGUCUUAAUGCUUCUGUCCAUCUGUAACAAACAUUGUAAUUUCGUACAAAGCGCAAACAAAAAGUGUCUAAUAAAAUAACUGUUUCCAAGUGUUUAGCCUGUAAGAGUAUGUGUUUUACAAAUUAAAUAAUUAAUUUAAAAUCA
This is a messenger RNA of Larimichthys crocea (large yellow croaker), 1997 nucleotides long. RefSeq names its product mitochondrial translational release factor 1-like (gene mtrf1l). Gene Ontology annotation, biological process: mitochondrial translational termination. Gene Ontology annotation, cellular component: mitochondrion. The coding region runs from base 465 to 1763 and encodes 432 amino acids. Gene Ontology annotation, molecular function: translation release factor activity. The record is from RefSeq and is a predicted model, not a curated record. NCBI's taxonomy places the organism in Eukaryota, Metazoa, Chordata, Actinopteri, Sciaenidae. The transcript has 8 exons.